CUUUGUGUCGCUGUUUGUUUGUGUGUAGGCUCUUGCUAUUUGUAUGGACAUUAAGUGUGUGUGGGUCUGAAGGUUGCCAUAUAUGUCCAACCUCCUCUGUGUUUCUAUAUACAAGACGUAAUAGGCUACAUGUUCAAAUCAAUCUUUUUUUAAUGUGAUAUUUAGUGCAUCACUCCAGUUUGAAGUCUUUGCACAUUGAUAGAUAAAGUCUCUUUCUAUGUGUGAGCCCAAAUACUAAGCCUGGAAAAUAAGAUGUGAGCAACUGAAGAAGGAGCAUCUUCCCUUUGUUGUUGUUUUCUUUCAGCUUAGCUAGUCCUUUUGGUCUUACUGUGGAGCUGAACAUGGGAACAUUUAGCUACACUAAAGGAGAAGAUGAUGUCCAGUGUGCCGUCGUGAGAAAUCCGAAGAAAAACUGCAAACGGAGUCUAAAGAAACACCGUUUUCUGGAUCUCAAACUUCACAAAGAAACUAUUUUACAGAUCCUCCUGGUGCGACCAUGUGUGUGUGUGUGUGUGUGUGUGUGUGUGUGUGAGAUUGGGACCUGGUGUGUGUCAGGAGGCUAUGGUGAGGCGAUGUGCACCGGCUGGUGUGAGGAGAGAUGUAGCAGCGACAGUGGAAAACAACGGAGAGGUAAAGGAGUGGAUCUUCAUUCAUGGCUGCGCGUCUCACUGUUGUUCUCGGCUCUGUGGGGCCAAGCGUCCCCCCAGUGCCCAGACAGCUGCCACUGCGCCUGGGACACGGCCACGGUGCUGUGCUCAGACGCGGGGCUGCGGGAGAUCCCAGAGGGGAUCCCACCAGAAACGGUCUCCCUCCACCUGGAACGCAACUACAUCCGGAACAUCCCCGAGACUGCCUUCAGCGAUCUGGUCCACCUGCGGGACCUUUACCUGUCCCACAACCGCAUCGACUCGCUCGCCUCGGGGGCCCUGCGGCAUCUGGGCCCCGAGCUCCGCCUGCUGGACCUCUCACACAACCAAUUGAGGCAGGCCAGUAGAGAGGAGUUUGGCUCCACUCGUGCAAAGACGCGCCUCUACCACAACCCCUGGCACUGUGACUGCGCCCUUCAGGAGCUGAUGGAGACUCUGAACCUAGAGCCCGAGACGGUGAAUGGGAUUGUGUGUGAGAGCUCUGUGAGGGUGGUGGGUGAGGGAAGCAGGUGGGAGGACCCGGGGUCCCAGGGUGAGCACGCCGGUCAACCGCUGGUCAAACUGUUGGAUUCUGGGGUGAAUUUCUGCAACCUGCAGAGGAAAACCACUGAUGUAGCCAUGCUGGUGACAAUGUUUGUAUGGUUCUUCAUGGUCAUUGUGUAUGUAGUGUACUAUGUGAGGCAGAACCAAGCAGAGACCCGCAGGCAUUUGGAGUACCUGAAGAGUUUGCCCAGCCCACGCAAGACCCCUACAGAGACAGAUACUCUGAGCACUGGUUUCUGAACCCCUGCUCGGCUGUAAUUUAUAUGGAAUAAUACUCAAAUGGAAUUUUUAUGUACUGAUAAACUUCAAAAUGCUGUUUGGAGUUACUGAAAGAUGCUGAUCCAGUGGAUAUGAACUUUUUACAGCUGUGUUUUGUGAUUGUAACAUUUCUUUAUAUGUGAGCAUCCCCACCAUGUUUUUCUUAAUGAUUCUUUACCUAUUGCAUUUUUCUCAAUUUAAUAGAAGAUAUUUAUGAAGUAAUUCUACCAUGUGCACCGGGAGAAAAGAGUGAGACAAAGAAAGACAAA
This is a messenger RNA of Sander lucioperca (pikeperch), 1717 nucleotides long. RefSeq names its product leucine-rich repeat-containing protein 3-like. The record is from RefSeq and is a predicted model, not a curated record. NCBI's taxonomy places the organism in Eukaryota, Metazoa, Chordata, Actinopteri, Perciformes, Percidae. The transcript is spliced from 3 exons. Gene Ontology annotation, molecular function: protein binding. Bases 342 to 1430 code for a protein of 362 amino acids. Gene Ontology annotation, cellular component: plasma membrane.